Messenger RNA from Mycotypha africana, 457 nucleotides. RefSeq lists its product as uncharacterized. Bases 45 to 275 code for a protein of 76 amino acids. NCBI's taxonomy places the organism in Eukaryota, Fungi, Mucoromycota, Mucoromycetes, Mucorales, Mycotyphaceae. The transcript is spliced from 5 exons. The record is from RefSeq and is a predicted model, not a curated record.
UUUUUUAAUUCCUUUUCAGAACAAUAGAAACAUAUAUAAAAAAUAUGGAGAUAUGCAAACAUCAAGUACAAUACAAUGGCUUAUGCGCUGUUUGCGGUACAUUACUUGAAACUCUAGAUGAUCCUUCAGGAGUGUUCAGUGCUGCUGGAGGAGGAGUAAGUGGUGGUGGUGGCAGUGGUGGUGGUGGUAUUACAAUGGGUUAUGACACAAAGGGAAUCACUGUCAGUCGCGAAAUCAAACGCUGGUCCAUGCGACAUGGGAUCAAAGCGUAUUGAACUCUAUUUAUAAAGGCAAUCAUCCAAUCGCACAAUUCCAAUUGCCUGGCAGCGAUAUGAUUUGUUUUAUGAAAGCAAGACCAGGUUUACAAGAGUUUUUAAAAGAAGUGGAGGCCUAUUACGAACUUCAUGUCUAUACAAUGGGUACAAGGAAAUAUGCAGAAGCCAUCAUGAGUAACAUU